AUGGCCGGAAACUUUGAGGAUGUCGCCAAGCAAUUUGUUGAGUUCUACUACAACACCUUCGACACUGAUCGCAAGGGCCUCGCUUCUCUCUACCGACCUCACUCCAUGCUGACCUUUGAGUCUGCUUCCGUCCUCGGUGCCGAAGCUGUUGUUGAGAAGCUUGCCGGCCUCCCCUUCCAGAAAGUCAAGCACCAGGUUUCUACCAUCGAUGCCCAGCCCUCCAACGAGCAGGGUGGCAUCAUCAUCCUCAUCACUGGUGCUCUUCUCAUCGACGAGGAGCAGAACCCCAUGAACUUCUCCCAGACCUUCCAGCUUCACCGCGACCAAUCUGGACAAUACUUCGUCUACAACGAUCUUUUCAAGCUUGUUCUCGGUUAA
Molecule: messenger RNA, 378 nt
Organism: Fusarium venenatum
Lineage: Eukaryota; Fungi; Ascomycota; Sordariomycetes; Hypocreales; Nectriaceae
Biological process (GO): protein import into nucleus
Cellular component (GO): nuclear pore central transport channel
Molecular function (GO): nuclear import signal receptor activity
Source: RefSeq, a predicted model, not a curated record